AUGGCAGAAGUUGUUCUCCUCUUAAAAGAUGGGGAUCAUGAGAUCGCAGACAAUAAUCGUCCUGUGUCUUUGCUAAUUGCAGUAUCAAAGAUUUGUGAACGAGUUGUAUUGAAUCAAUUGACUGACUAUAUGUCGCAAAGAAAAAGAUAUACUGAACACCAAAGUGGCAAUCGGAAAUUAUAUUCUACAGAAACAUUAAACAUUUUUAUAACAGAUCAAAUCUUGCAGUCUAUGGAUCGUAAAGAAGUUACGGCCUUAGUUUUAAUAGACUUAUCCAAAGCAUUUGAUAGCAUAGAUCAUUCAAUUCUAUUAGUGAAACUUCAAACCAUUGGUGUGUCUAAUUCAGUGUUCGCAUGGUUUAAAAGUUAUCUAUCGGGACGAAGCCAAAUAGUACGUAUUGGGUCGACAUUGUCGGAAACAUGUAUUAUAACUCGAGGG
Molecule: messenger RNA, 438 nt
Organism: Paramuricea clavata
Lineage: Eukaryota; Metazoa; Cnidaria; Anthozoa; Malacalcyonacea; Plexauridae
Source: the annotation of a GenBank genome assembly